AUGGUCAUCCGCCGCGCUACUCAUGCCGGCUCGUGGUACACGUCCGACCCAGUCCAGCUCAAUGAGGACCUCACGCGCUGGCUGGCAGCCGUCGAUGGGAGCCAAUUCCCUCCUUCUGCGCACGUCGCUGAUGAGGGCGAGGUCAAGCCUGAUCCCGUCCAACUGCCCGUCAAGGACGCCAGGGCUCUCAUCGGACCUCACGCAGGCUACUCUUACUCUGGCCCGCCAGCCGCAUAUGCCUAUCGUGCUAUUCCCUCAAAUAAUCCCAACAUCAAGCGCAUCUUCAUGCUGGGCCCCUCUCAUCACUUCUACCUAGACGGCUGUGCCCUCUCGCGCUGCGAAGAGUACGAGACACCCAUAGGUAAUCUGCCCGUGGACACUGAGGUAACGCAGGAGCUGUAUGAGACGGGCGAGUUUGAGUGGAUGAGCAGGCGGGUUGAUGAGGACGAACAUAGCAUGGAAAUGCAUGCGCCGUAUGUCAGGAAGGUCUUUGAGAGCCGCAACGACAUCACGAUCGUGCCCAUCCUUGUCGGCGCAAUCUCAGCGACCAAGGAGGAUCACUUUGGCCGCCUACUCGCGCCUUAUCUCGCGGACGCCUCCAACUUCUUCGUCGUCAGUUCAGACUUCUGUCAUUGGGGGUCCCGCUUCUCCUAUACCUUCUACCGUCCCUCACCCGGUGGCUCUCCUCUCAAGCUAGGCUCUGGUACACGUCCGGACGAGGCUAUGCCAAUCCACCGCUCCAUCCGACAACUCGAUGACGAAGGCAUGCAAGCCAUCGCCGUAUCACCGGCCAGUAAGAAGACGGCAAAGGAGGCUCAAGCUGCCUUUACCAGCUAUCUCAGAGCUACAAAGAACACGAUUUGCGGGAGACACCCCAUUGCCGUGCUUCUCGGGGCUCUGGCUUGUUUGGAGGAGCAGGGCAAGGUUGGUGAAGGAGGGAAAGAAGGGCUGGAAGUGCGAUUUACGAGGUACGAGCAAUCGAGCCCCUGCCAAACAGCUCGCGACUCGUCGGUCUCGUACGCCUCAGCGUUCGUGCGAUUCUAGACUUGAUUUUUGCUGGAGUGCAAUAGAAGUAAGAGUCACAAGGGCAAGGUCCAUGGCGUGGCGUGGGUAUAUCUACAUGUGGUCGUCAUCGUCGCGCUGCUUCUUGCGCUGUUGCAAAGUCCGUCGUGUCGUCGUCAUCUGAGCUCCUCUGGCCACUCUCUCCUCGUCCUCCACUGGCCGUACUCUCCAUGCCUCGGAUUCACUGGGUAGUCUCGACCGUCACUUGCGCUAUGACCGAGUGGCAACACCCAUUGCCAAGGCUGUUGCCCCAUCAUGAAGCGCCAAUUCAGCAGCCCGUCCUUGAAUCGGGUAGUCUGCUUCUUGUAGCGCUCGCCACCUUUAGCUCCCAAAGGAGCCUCCUGCUCUACCUUCCACAAGUUGGCUUCAUAGCGCAGAUGUCCCCAUUCGCCCUCCCACUCCUUCUGAAUCCUCUUCUUACCCCUCAACGCCUCGAAGCUCC
Molecule: messenger RNA, 1504 nt
Organism: Jaminaea rosea
Lineage: Eukaryota; Fungi; Basidiomycota; Exobasidiomycetes; Microstromatales
Product: UPF0103-domain-containing protein
Exons: 5
Coding region: 1-1044 (347 amino acids)
Source: RefSeq, a predicted model, not a curated record